AUGCCUGGCGAUGCGGAACUAUACCAUAGUCGCGGGGAACCUUCCCCGCACAAGCGGAAGCGGGGAGCCGCGGAGGAGGAGGAUGUUGACUGCAGCGGACUGGCGAGUGUAGACUCAGGGAUUGCCGAGGACGAGAGCGCCGCGGGCUUUUUGGUGGGUAGCUCCAGGCAGAUAUGGUAUCCGACGCAGUGCGCGACGAAACGGAUGCGAGGCGCAGCGGAAUCAAGCACGAUUAUGGAGGAGGGCGGGGGAGAGGGAGGGGCGCAGAGGGAGCAAGGAAACGCGGGGAAAGAAGGACAUGGAUGCGAGGCGCGGGGAAGGGAGGCAGAGGCAGCGGCGGAAAGGCAGGGCAGGGGGGGAUUGGCGGAGAGCGAGGAAGGUGCGCGAGGGGGUGGUGGCGCGCGGGAUGGCUGUGGCGCGCGCGAGACACUCGGGGGAGGCGGAGAAAUCGAGAGGGCGAGGGAGGAGGUGAAGCGAGAGAUGGUGGAGGAGGUGCUGCAACGCGACGGGCCCCCCCGCACCUCCGUGACUCCCCGCACCUCCGUGUCCCUCCGCCCAUCCAUGCCUCUCCGUUCGUCCAUGCCUCUCCGCAUGUCCAUGCCUCUCCGCAUGUCCAUGCCUCUCCGCAUGUCCAUGCCUCUCCGCCCGUCCGUGCUUCUCCGCACGUCCGUGCCUCUCCGCACGUCCAUGCCUCUCCGCACGUCCAUGCCUCUCCGCCCGUCCAUGCCUCUCCGCACGUCCACACCUCCCCGCACGUCCAUGCCUCUCCGCACGUCCAUGCCUCCCCGCACGUCGGUGGCAGCGCGCGCAGAUGACAAGGCAAGCAGUGGUGAGAGGCGUGAGGAGGCGAGGUGCAGAGGAGCAGAGGUGGCAGGGGCGGGGAGCGAGCAGGGCGCUGACAUGGGGCGAGAGGAUGUGGGGCUGGCAGGGGUGCAACCAGGGCCGCCUGGGGAUGGCAGCCAUGGCAUGGCACAUGGGCAGAGGCGAGUAGGGAGGCAGGCAGGGGACAAUGGCGAGUGCGAGGGGGGGAAUGCUCGAGGGUGCGUAGUACAGGGGCAGCAUGGAGGGGAGAAUGAGGGGGGCCAUGAGGGGGAGAAGGUGAGAUGGGGGGAGCAAACGUUGGGAGAGCAGGUAUCAGGUGCGAAGGCAUGUGAGGAAAUGUUGCAGCGAGGCAGUGAGAGAGGGAACGAGGGGGGGAGGCAGGAGGUGAGGCAGGGGAGCAGCGCAAGUGGUGGUGGUGGUGGGGCAAGGGGAGCAGAAGGGGUAAUGAGCACUCCACCUCGUCACAACCACAUGCCGUGCUCACCUGACGGCCCUGUGCCGUGCCCACCUGGCAAACCCAUGCCAUGCCAGCCUCAUGACCCGGUUGUGCCGUGCGCCGAAACGCCGGUGGUGCAGUGCAGUGACAAGGCCACAACAGUGCCCCUGGCACCUGAGAGCCGCCCUGGGAGCCGCCCUGAGAGCCACCCAGAUAGCCGCCCUGCUGAUCCCUGUGCUGAACCUCAGAGCCAACAGCCUAUACGCGGCAGCGAUACCCCUGGCUGCCUCUCACAGGGAGUGGUUGCAGAGGCAGGUAGAACAGGUGGUGACCCGUCUCCCUCUCAUGCUGUGACUGCAGAUGCUGGUGCUGAUGUGGACCCGCCCGCUCCGCCACCCAAGAGCACUCCACUGCCACGUCAGCAGGAGUGUCCACGUCAGCAACAGCCUAGUUGCGACAAGUCAGCACAAGCAGAGCCACGCAAUGUCAUGGGCACGAGCGAGAAAGCAAGGGAUGAAGAGGCUACUGCUGUUCCAUACCAUGUGCUUGCCGCUCGUGUGUUUGCGGAAUUGCGGGACUUGAUGUUUGAUACCCACGUGGCUCAUGAGGACCUGGAAGCAGUUGUGAAUGAGGCGGUGAUGACGUGGCAUCCAGACGUGCGGGCCAUGGCUCGAGAGAGUGUGUGGGAUGUGGGGAAGGAGACGGUUGCGAGGGUGGAAGGGAAGACUAUCAAGGCUCUUAUAGCCGUGCCCGUUGCGAUGGAGGAGGAGGCGAUAGAGCGAGCGGUGCUGGCGUACCUGCGUCGCAAGGGCUACAAGAAUGCUGAGCUGGCGUUUAAAGACGACUCUAAGACGCAGUCGCUCGAUGCGCUCGUUACGGUUGGCGGGAAGGCAGCAGCUGCUGAGCUGGACAAGAAUCUAGCCAAUCAGAUUAUGCUUUACAGCAGGUCGGAGAAGGCGCCAGCGUGCUAUGUGGAAGGUUACAGGAAGCUUCGCGCGUGGGUGCAUUCCUCCUUGGACCUCUACAAGAACGAGCUGCUGCGCGUGCUGUAUCCGGUGUUCGUGCACGCCUUCCUCGAGCUCGUCGCGCAGGACCACCCCGACGCGGCGCGCGCGCUCAUGGAGGCGCACGGCGCGGACCACGCGCGGCUGCACGCCAGCGACCUCGCGCAGCUCGCGGGCAUCAGCUCCGCGCAGCACGCGCUCGAGAGCCCCCUCGCGCGCGCCUUCCGCGAGAACAAGGCCGUCAUCCGCAUGUGCCAGUACUCGUUUGACCUGCUGCUGCAGUUCCUGCACGCCGCGGACCUCAUGGCCAUCCUGGCGCUCGUCAACCGCCACAUCCACAUCAUCGUGCACGCGGGGCGGCCAGCGGCGCAGGAGGAGGAGGAGGACGAGGCAACGGGCAUGGUGUCCAGCGCGGGGGCGGACGGGGGGGGCAUGGGGGGGGGCAUGCUGGCGGGGGUGGUCACGGGGGCGACGCACGAGGCGGUGAGGCGCAUGGGGCAGCGCGAGGUGCUGUGGGGUGCGCUGGAGGACGGUGUGGAGCAUCGGCGUGGUGCGGGCACGGGAUGCAUGGGGCAGCGCGAGGUGUUGUGGGGCGCGCUGGAGGACGGCGUGGAGCACCGGCUGGAGCAGGAGAGGGAGCGGAAGGGCGAACGGGAGGAGGGCGACGAGGGCGGAAGGGAGGGCGAGGGGGACGAUGGCAAGAUGGCCUCAUGCCGCCCGACCUCUCAUCUUCUGCCCCCCUGCACGCGACCUCCCUGCGUGCUGCCUCACUCCCCUCAGAAGCGGGCAGCGGACGGCAAGGCAGGGGCGCCGGGCGGCAAGAAGGGGAAGAAGGACAAGGCGGGGGAGAAGGACGCGCUCAAGGGGGGCGCGGGGGGGGGAGCAGGGGGGGCAGCGGGGGCAGGGGGGGGCGCUGGAGGAAAGGGAGGGAAGGUGGGGGAGGGCAAGGGGGCGGGCGGGGCUGCUGCAUUGACUGGCACACGCGUGGCUGCGCACCUGCCUCUCCCUAAGAUGCGGGAGGAGGCGGAGAAGCAGGUGUUUGACGACUUGAGGCGGCGAGUGGCACUGGGAGCGCAGGCGCUGCCAUCUGUGUGCUGCUACACGCUGCUGCACGCGCACUCCAGCAUGACGUCAGUGUCCGUUGCUCCCGAUGGUGCCCUGCUGGCUGCAGGCUUCAAUGACUCGUCCGUCAAGGUGUGGGACAUGCGAUCCAUUGGUUCCUCCCCCUUGCCGCAAACCGCCCUAUCUCUCGACACCUCAGCAGCAGCCGAAGCCCCAGCCAUGCAGCACACACCACGUGGACACUCCACAGCCACCACCACCACCCCCACCACCAGCACCACCAGCAAGCGCUACAUGGCACUGAGGGGCCACAGUGGCGCGGUGCACGCAACCUCCUUCAGCCCUUCAGACGACCGUUUCCUCCUCUCCGCCUCCUCCGAUGCCUCGGUGCGCCUGUGGCACCUGGGGCUGGGGGCGUGCCUGGUGGCGUACCGAGCGCACUGCUACCCUGUGUGGGACGUGCAGCACUCGCCCGUGGGGCACUACUUCGCCACGGCGUCGUAUGACCGCACGGCACGCGUGUGGAGCAUGGAGCGCUCGUACCCUCUCCGCAUCAUGGCGGGUCACCUCUCCGACGUGCAUGCGGUGCGGUGGCACGCCAACUGCAACUACAUUGCCACCUGCUCCAGCGACAAGACGCUGCGCCUGUGGGACGUGCAGACCGGCGAGUGCUGCCGAGUCUUUGCCGCCCACCGCUCGCCCGUGUACGCACUCGCCACGUCACCAGACGGCCGCUUCCUGGCGUCAGGGGAUGAGGGAGGCGCCGUGCUGCUGUGGGACCUGGGCACGGGCCGCUGCAUUGCGCCCCUGCUGGGGCACACUGGCUGUGUCUGGUCGCUUGCCUUCAGCAACAUCUUCCUGGCGUCGGGGGAUGAUGAGGGAGGCGCCGUGCUGCUGUGGGACCUGGGCACGGGACGAUGCAUUGCACCCCUGCUGGGCCACACUGGUUGUCUGUGGUCGCUCGCCUUCAGGCCGCUGCAUCGCCCCGCUGCUGGGGCACACCAGUUGUGUGUGGACGCUCGCCUUCAGAUUCUGCCUGGACUGGCCCUCAUAGCCAGCCUGCCCCAACCAGCACAACCUGCUAUAUCUUUGCAUCACAACUUCAAUCUCCACCCUGUCUGCCUCCCAUGCAUCCCCUCCCCCCGUCCACCUGCGUGCAUGCGGGCGAGCAGUGGCGAGUCGGCAGUGCUGGCAUCGGGGGCAGCGGACGACACGGUGAGGCUGUGGGACGUGGCUGCUGCCAGCAAGCUCGCUCCCAACGAGGCCAAGACAUCGGUGGGGCGGCGGUUGCGCCUUCUCAAGACCUUCCCCACCAAGUCAACACCCAUUUCCGCCCUGCAGUUCACGCGGCGUAACCUGCUCGUGGCAGCUGGGGCCUUCAAACACUCCGACCCCACAUCUUGA
Molecule: messenger RNA, 4728 nt
Organism: Closterium sp. Naga37s-1
Lineage: Eukaryota; Viridiplantae; Streptophyta; Zygnematophyceae; Desmidiales; Closteriaceae
Source: the annotation of a GenBank genome assembly